This is a messenger RNA of Eptesicus fuscus (big brown bat), 2425 nucleotides long. It is a transcript of the gene PHLDA1, whose product is annotated as pleckstrin homology like domain family A member 1. NCBI's taxonomy places the organism in Eukaryota, Metazoa, Chordata, Mammalia, Chiroptera, Vespertilionidae. The record is from RefSeq and is a predicted model, not a curated record. Gene Ontology annotation, cellular component: nucleus. Bases 1 to 1170 code for a protein of 389 amino acids. Gene Ontology annotation, biological process: positive regulation of apoptotic process. The transcript has 2 exons. Gene Ontology annotation, molecular function: phosphatidylinositol phosphate binding.
AUGAGGCGUGCGCCCGCGGCGGAGCGCCUCUCCGAGCUGGGCUUUCCCCCGCGGGGCGGGCGCCAAGAGCCGCCUUUUCCGCUGGGUGUCACUCGGGGGUGGGGAAGAUGGCCCAUUCAAAAGCGCCGCGAGGGGGCCCGGCCAGUGCCCUUCGGUGAGCGCUCGCAAGAGGACGGCCGAGGCCCGGCGGCUCGCAGCUCCGGGACCUGGUGGCGCAUCAGGACGCGGCUGCCCCUCUGCCCGGACCCCGAGCCGCCGUCGCUCUGCUUCCUGCGCGUCAGCCUCCUCUGCGCGCUCCGGGCGGGCGGCCGCCGCGGGACCCGCUGGGGCGAGGACGGAGCGCGGCUGCUGCUGCUGCCCCCGGCCCGGGCGGCUGGGAGCGGAGAGGCCGAGCCGAGCGGCGCCCCCUCCUAUGCCGGGAAGAUGUUGGAGAGCAGCGGCUGCAAGGCGUUGAAAGAGGGUGUGUUGGAGAAGCGCAGCGACGGGCUGUUGCAGCUCUGGAAGAAAAAGUGCUGCAUCCUCACCGAGGAGGGGCUCCUGCUCAUCCCGCCCAAGCAGCUGCAGCACCAGCCGCCGCCGCCGCCGCAGCCCGGGCAGGGGCCCGCGGAGCCGUCCCAGCCCGGGGGCCCCACCGCGACCGUCCUCGAGCCGCCGGCCAAGCUCAAGGAAUUGCACUUUUCCAACAUGAAGACCGUGGACUGCGUGGAGCGCAAGGGCAAGUACAUGUACUUCACGGUGGUGAUGGCCGAAGGCAAGGAGAUCGACUUUCGGUGCCCGCAGGACCAAGGCUGGAACGCCGAGAUCACGCUGCAGAUGGUGCAGUACAAGAACCGUCAGGCCAUCCUGGCGGUCAAGUCCACGCGGCAGAAGCAGCAGCACCUGGUCCAGCAGCAGCAGCCGCCGCAGCCGCAGCUUCAGCCCCAGCCCCAGCCCCAGCUCCCACCCCAGCCCCAGCUCCAACCCCAGCCCCAGCCACAUUCCCAACCCCAGCCGCAGCCUCAACCCAAGCCUCAGCCCCAACCCAAGCCGCAGCCCCAACAGCUCCACCCGUAUCCACAUCCACACUCGCAUCCGCACCAGCACCCGCAUCAGCUACCGCACCCGCACCAACAACCGCUCUCGCAGCCGCACGGCCACCGGCUUCUCCGCAGCACCUCCAACUCUGCCUGAAGGGGGCAGCACCCGGGCAAGGCGAGGUUCUGAGGACUCGACGAAGUGAGAGCACCUUUCUGUUGUCCUCAUGUGGAUGGAAAACAAGUCUCCCUGCUGUGCACCGGAUCGAGUAGUUUGGACAUCAGCCGACCGAUAACUUACAAUUCCUCUUAGUUUUCUGCAUACUCGUCCUCAUCACAAUGCAGGAAAUGAUUUCAAGGCUAGAAGGCUUUAUUUAUGAACCUUUGAAAGGAUCUCCCAGUAUGGUGGACCUUCUAGGAGCGAAGAUGUACUGUAAUUUUAUUUUAAUGUAUUUUGAUUUAUAAUUAUUUAUUAGUUUUUUUUUUAAAAAAAUAUUUGUUCUAAGACAUUUCUGAAUGUAGGCCAUUUUCCAAAAAAGGAACUUUAUUUUCAAAACCUAUUUCCUAGUAAGUUCUAAUCUUGGAAAGGAAAAAAGGGAGGUGUAGGGGAAAACCUUGAGACUUCAUUCAUUAUUCCUAGGUCAUUUUCAGAACCCCGACACACUCAUUGUUAUGCCAGGUGGUUGAAAUUAAACUCUGUGAUAUAACUUUUUUUUUGAGGUUAUUUUUUUCCUUUAGACUCUGUGUUGUGUAGAAUAGAAGUUUAAAGAAGCUAAAUGUUCAGAGUUGUGUAAUUGUGAAAAUCUGUUUUUCUAAAAGAAAAUGAGUAGUAAUCUCUAAUUCAAAAUAUUUAAAACAUAACCCACCUGAUGGCAGGAUGAUCUUGAAUGUGUGGUAGGGCUGUCUUCUGUAGAAAAAAGCUUGCUUAUGUCAUCUGUGAAGGGUUUAAUAAGGAGAUAUUUAUGGUUUCUGAGUAUAAAUGUAUUAGGUGUUUCAUUUCAAAAAACAUAGUAGGGGGAAAGGGAAUCAUUCAGCUUGUCAGAGAACAUUUUUGUGUUGUGUCCAUACUAGAGAUAACCCUUCACCAAGGGCUUUGCACACUUUACUGGAGCCACAUUUCCUUACUUUAUUCUAGAAGCAUAUCCUAGAACCUUAGAGUUUAAAAAUACAGUUUGUAACUAUUUCAAAGGACUAAGAGUCAUAACUUUUUUUUUUCUUAUUGAAAAUAAUGUUAAUCAGAGAAACCAAUUGUUUUGCUUUUUAUUGCUCUGUGAGAAAUUGGAGGGUUAUAUGUUUUGUUGUUAGGUUAACUAAACUCAGAAAUUGAAAAGGGAAGGACUGGAUAAACACCGGAUUUUCAGUAGGAAAACAACCCCAGUCUUGUUUUAGCAGCCACUUGUUCCUGAGGGGUU